Messenger RNA from Marchantia polymorpha subsp. ruderalis, 936 nucleotides. Lineage: Eukaryota; Viridiplantae; Streptophyta; Marchantiopsida; Marchantiales; Marchantiaceae. The record is from the annotation of a GenBank genome assembly.
CCUUAGCUCAUAAGUUGGAGCAGUUUCAUUUCCUUCUCAGACUUUCUCGGCUGCUUAUCGGAGCUCGACUGGGCAGUUUUGAUAACUGAUGGUAUUCUUACUCGUGGCGUCAUGCAGGAAGGUGGCUGUGACCAUCGCUUGUGGUGGCCAUCUGCCUCCGGGUGGGGUCGAGGUUUCAUUCAGUCGUUGACGAAAAGCAACACCGAGAAAAUAAUCUGAUCUUAAACAUUCGGCAAUGACGUCACAAAGAACAAGACUGCAGUGGAGGAUGCUCGCUUCUACCAUUCUUUUGUUCCUUCUUGCGGCAGUUGUUGCAGAUGCGCAACUGUCUCCGGGAUUCUACCAUUGGACUUGUCCACAUGCCGCUUCUGUCGUGAAAGCAAAGGUUGAUGCUUUCGUCGAAGCCGAUCGGGGAUUAGCAGCAGAUCUCAUGCGCCUGCAUUUCCACGAUUGCUUCGUUCGAGGAUGUGAUGGAUCCGUCCUUCUCGAUUCAACUGAUCCAAAUGUUCUCACGGAGAAGUCAGCGUUGCUGAACAAUAACUCCUUGAGAGGAUUCGAGCAAAUCGAUAAAAUCAAGAUGGAGCUCGAGUGUGCAUGCCCAGGUGUUGUAUCAUGUGCGGAUAUACUAGCUCUCGUCGCCCGCGAUGCCACAGUCAAGGAUGGCCGAUGCAGAUACCCUUUUGAGGAGGUAGGCGAUACCUUCACGCGAUGGGACUGAACGUUCAAAGUCGGCUGAUAUCGAAUAGGCGCUGCAUGACCUUGAAACUGUCAUAAUGAUUCUGUUGGAUAAUCGCAGUAAGGUUUUUUUAAGAUAGUCGAACAUAGUCGAAAAGAGUACUUUCCAGAGCAAAUUAUGUUGUAUUCUGGUGCACAUCCUUUGAUGUUGGAUUAAGUAGCAUUUCAUGGCUUGGGCACAAAAGAAUAAAAUGUAAAUAA